GGUGAUAAAAAAAAAAAAAAUCCAACGUAACAAAAAAAUUGUUGACUGGGAAAUUCUUGUUAACUGCGAAUCCAAGGAAACUUCGCCUGAAGGGCACAGCUUCCGGUUUCCCUGUUUCUGUCUAUCUCCUGUCUGUUUUUUCUGCUUCCAAAGGGUUUUUCUUGUCUCAUUAUCUGAAUCUCUCUCUGCAGUUGAUUUAUAUUCCAAAACAAUGGGUGAGAGUGCUAAGCGUCAUCGAGGACAAAGAGAUAAUGAUGGGGAUAGUAGGAAUCAUAAGAGAAGAUUGAAUGAUAAAGAUGAAAAAAACAAUGAUGAACUGGUUGUUUAUAGAAUACUUUGCCCUGAUGUAGUGAUUGGAAGUGUCAUUGGUAAAAGUGGUAAAGUCAUAAAUUCAAUUAGGCAGGAGACAAGGGCAAAGGUUAAGGUGGUUGAUCCAUAUCCUGGUGCCAAGGAUAGGGUUAUAACAAUCUAUUGUUAUGUUAAGGAUAAGGAAGAAGUUGAGGUAGAUGAUGAAUUCAAUGACAAAGAACCGUUAUGUGCUGCUCAGGAUGCUCUUCUUAGAGUUCAUGCUGCAAUUGCAAAUGCUAUGGCUGUCAUAGGGGAUUCUGAUAAGAAACAGACAGAUAAGUAUAGGGAGGAAUGUCAAAUUCUUGUCCCAUCUAGCCAAUCUGCUAAUAUCAUUGGUAAGGCGGGCACAACUAUUAAGAAACUGAGGGGCAAGACCAGGACCAUCAUUAAGGUUACUGCUAAGGAUGCUGGUGAUCCAAAUCAUUCAUGUGCCAUGGAUUUUGACAACUUCAUUCAGAUAACUGGUGAACCAGAGGCUGUAAGGAAAGCACUUUUUGCUGUUUCUGCAAUCAUGUACAAGUUCAGUCCAAGAGAAGAAAUUCCUCUUGAGACGACAGUGGCAGAAGCUCCUCCAGCUCCAAGCAUUAUAAUCCCUUCGGAUGUCCCUAUUUAUCCACCAGGUGGCUUAUAUCCUAAUCCAGAUCCUACUGUACCUUCUAGAUCAGUUCCACCAAUAUUGGGUGCUGCACAUGUGCCAGAUCUUCAGGGAUAUGCUGAUACAGGGAGUACCUGGCCUGUGUAUUCAUCGGCUCUUCCUGUGGUUUCUGGUUUUGGUGGUGCAUCUCGAUCUGAAGAGUUAAAAAUCAGAGUACUAUGCCCAUUUGACAAGAUUGGGCGUGUCAUUGGCAGGGGAGGGGGUACUAUUAAGAGUAUAAGGCAGGCAAGUGGUGCUCAUAUCGAGGUUGAUGAUACAAAGGCUGAUCGUGAUCAGUGUAUUAUCACUGUCACAGCUACAGAGUCACCUGAUGAUUUAAAAUCCAUGGCUGUUGAAGCUGUUCUGUUGCUGCAAGGGAAGAUUAAUGAUGAAGAUGAUAAUUCUGUGACUAUGAGGCUCCUUGUUCCAUCUAAGGUUAUUGGUUGUGUUAUUGGAAAAGGUGGUUCUAUUAUAAAUGAAAUUCGGAAGAGAACUAAAGCUGAUGUUCGUAUAUCAAAGGGGGAUAAGCCAAAGUGUGCUGAUGCCAAUGAUGAGCUCGUUGAGCUUGCCGGAAAAGUUAAUAAUGUGAGAGAUGCACUUAUACAGAUUGUUUUAAGGCUCCGAGAUGAUGUUUUGAAAGAAAAGGACAGUGGUCGUAACCCUUCUGUUGGUGCAGAUUCUCUGUACUCAAGCAGUGCCAGUCUUGCAGUGCCAUCUCUCUUGUCUUCUGUUCCUUCAGUUCCUCCUUUGGCUUUUGAUCAAAGAGCUGAAAGUGGAAGUGGCCUUGGUGUGCUUCCUACUAGCAGCCUCUAUGGAUAUGGAACCUUGCCGGUAUGUAAUUGUGGAAUUGUUGUUACUGCUACCUUCAUAACUGUGGCUUUUUCCCCCUUAUUCAUGUCCUGCUCAACAUGGGUGACAUCUUUUUGCAUCAUCUUUAUAAUAGUGUUACUUUUGAGAUCUCACAUCUUUAUUUAUUGAUACUCAUUUGAGGUUUAAUGAAAUGGAUGAUACACUUUCUAAGGAUAACUUGUUCAGACGUCAAUUCUUCUUGUAUUAUAAUUCAGGCAUGCCUGUAGUAAGCUGCUUUAGUUUUACGUUGGGUAAAAUACUGUCACCGCCCUAACUUUUAGCCAUAAUUCCAUGCGGGUCCAUUAGUUUUCGACGUGGACAAUGUGUCUCAAACAUGUAAACGAUGUUAAUGGGCAAAUAUGAAAUGUCAAAAUUACC
Molecule: messenger RNA, 2209 nt
Organism: Theobroma umbraticum
Lineage: Eukaryota; Viridiplantae; Streptophyta; Magnoliopsida; Malvales; Malvaceae
Product: RNA-binding KH domain-containing protein
Molecular function (GO): RNA binding
Source: RefSeq, a predicted model, not a curated record